AUGUCGGAGAAUGCAGACAUCAAAGCAAUUUUGACAAACCCAAACAUGACAGAUCGCACUAUUGAAUAUUACUUCUUCAAAAAAUGGCUUGGCGAGAGUAUUUUUACGGCCAAUGGUGAUGCAUGGAAACUAAAAACUAAGCAAUAUUAUCCGUUUUUCAAUAUUAAAUUUGUUCAAAAUGCAUUUCCCGUUUUUGAGCAUCACAGUGAAAAUUUAAUUGAGUCUAUGAAAAAUAAUACAGGAAUCGAUUUUGAUAUUUAUCACAAAGUUGAUUCGUUCGCAAUAGAUGUCAUCAUUGAACUUACACUUGGAAUUCGAAAUAAUUCGCACGAAAAUCCUACAAAUUUUCAACAUUAUCUUCAUGAAAAUUCGAAAACUACUGUAUGGCGUAUGUUUCAUCCGGUCUUCAGAUAUGAUUUUUUGUUUUCCUUCACACACAAAUGUAAAGAAGGCCAACGGAUGAUAAAAGAAUUCCGAGCCUACAUCCAAGAGGCAAUUGAAAGAACGAGGAAAAAAGGACUUAUGGAUCAUCGAAAAACCCUGAUCGAUAUUGACUGCAGUAUAAGUCAAAGCACACUUCCAAUGAGUGAUGUAAAAAUACAAGAUAACCUUCUUUCUACUAUAUAUGGUGGAUUUGGCACAAUGUCUUCUUCGGUAUCUUUCCUCACUUUCUGCUUAGCCAAAUAUCCAGAAGUUCAGGAGAAAGUUUAUCAGGAAAUCAAGGAAAAUAUUAAUCCAAAUGAGCCACUUACCAUUCCAACAUUGAACACACUAAAAUACACGAAUUUGGUCAUAAAAGAAGCUCUAAGGAUGUAUACACCUGCCCCUUCAGUACUUCGUUCUAAUUCAGAACCUCUUGAACUAAAUGGAUACACUUAUCCUGCAAACACAUCUUUCGUUCUAAGCCUCUACAAUGCACAUCAUAAUCCCGAAAACUAUGAAGAUCCUGAAGAGUUCUUGCCAGAGAGACAUGAUGUUAGCGAGAACUCAGAAAAUAACAUUCACAAUUUUGUUGCUUUUGCGCCAGGAGCUCGCGGAUGUCGAGGUAACAAAAUUGCAGAAUAUCAGUUGAAAACAUUUGUCGUUAAAAUGUUAAAUUCAUAUAAAAUUGGUUUGAAAGAAGGUUUUGAGCCGGAGCUUUCAUGGGAUAUUAUUCUGAAACCUUACAAUGGAAUAUGGAUCAACUUGAGUGCCCGCAAUUAA
Messenger RNA from Culicoides brevitarsis, 1203 nucleotides. RefSeq names its product cytochrome P450 4d2-like. The record is from RefSeq and is a predicted model, not a curated record. The transcript has 5 exons. NCBI's taxonomy places the organism in Eukaryota, Metazoa, Arthropoda, Insecta, Diptera, Ceratopogonidae. Gene Ontology annotation, molecular function: monooxygenase activity; iron ion binding; heme binding. The coding region runs from base 1 to 1203 and encodes 400 amino acids.